AUGUCUAACAUAAUCCACAAGGUCAAGGACGUCGUCAGCAGCCACAAGAACAAGUCCACCGACACCGAUACCCAUGACUCUAAUGCCUACGACUCCAACCAUUCCUCCAACCACGGUCCUCAUGACAGCAACGUAGCCAACGCUGCCGACCCCCGCGUCGACAGUGACCGCUCUGCACACAACACCACCGGUACCUCCGGCCAGUCCUCAAUCCCCACCGCAACUGGCGCUAGCCACAACACUCACGAAUCAAGCCUAUCUUCCAACCACGGCCCUCAUGACAGCAAUGUAGCCAACGCUGCCGACCCCCGCGUCGACAGUGACCGCUCUGCCUACAACACUACCUCCACUGGCCACUCUCACUCUGCGGCUCAGCCUUUGUCUACUGGUGCUAGCCAGAACGCCUACGAGUCGAGCCGAUCAUCAAACCAUGGCCCUCACGAUAGCAACAUUGCUAACAAGGCCGAUCCUCGCAUCGACAGUGAUCGUGAUAGCAGUGCUGCCUAUGGUGCUGGCUCAACUGGUCUCAACACUGGCUCUCACACUGGCUCUCACACUGGGUCCACCGACUUGAACUCCGGAUCUCACUCUGGCUCCGGUGCUCUUGGUGCCGGUGCUGCCGGUGCUGGCCUCGGCGCAGGCGCUGCUGGCCUUCACAGUGGUUCUCACUCUGGAUCAACUGGUCUUAACACUGGUUCUCACACUGGUGCUACUGGUCUCAACUCUGGCUCCGCCGGCAGCCACACCUACGAGUCUGGCCUAUCCUCCAACCACGGUCCCCACGACAGCAACAUCGCCAACAAAGCCGAUCCCCGCGUUGACAGUGACCUUGACAGCCGUCGCACCCACGGUAGCUCCACUGGCUUGAACUCUGGAUCUCACUCUGGCGCCGGUGCUCUUGGCGCCGGUGCUGCUGGUGCUGGCCUUGGCGCAGGCGCUGCUGGCCUUCACAGUGGUUCUCACUCUGGAUCAACUGGUCUUAACACUGGUUCUCACACUGGUUCUACUGGCCUCAACUCUGGCUCCGCCGUUAACAACACCUACGAGUCUGGCCUAUCCUCCAACCACGGUCCCCACGAUAGCAACAUUGCUAACAAGGCCGAUCCUCGCGUCGACAGUGACCUUGACAGCCGUCGCACCCACGGUAGCUCCACCGGCUUGAACUCUGGAUCUCACUCUGGAUCUCACUCUGGCUCAACUGCUCUGGGUGCAGGUGCCGCUGGUGCUGGCCUUGGCGCCGGUGCUGCUGCCCUUCACAACAAGGGCCAUCACUCUGGAUCAACUGGUCUUAACACUGGCUCUCACACCGAUUCUACUGGUCUCAACAGUGGCUUGCACUCUGGAUCUCACUCUGGUUCAACUGGUCUUAAUAGCGGCUCUCACUCCGGCUCAACUGGUCUAGGUGCUGGUGCUGCUGGUGCUGGCCUUGGCGCAGGCGCUGCUGGCCUUCACAGCGGCUCUCACUCUGGAUCAACUGGUCUGAACUCUGGUUCUCACACCGGUACUACUGGCCUCAACUCUGGCUCUGCCGGCAGCAACUACGAGUCUGGCUUAUCCUCCAACCACGGUCCCCAUGACAGCAACAUCGCCAACAAGGCCGAUCCCCGCAUCGACAGUGACCUUGACAGCCGUCGCACCCAUGGUAGCUCCACCGGCUUGAACUCUGGAUCUCACUCUGGAUCUCACUCUGGAUCUCACUCUGGCUCAACUGCUCUGGGUGCUGGUGCCGCUGGUGCUGGCCUUGGCGCCGGUGCUGCUGCCCUUCACAACAAGGGCUCUCACACCGGCUCGACUGGCCUCAACUCUGGCUCCGCCGGCAGCAACUACGAGUCUGGCUUAUCCUCCAACCACGGUCCCCAUGACAGCAACGACGCCAACAAGGCCGAUCCCCGCGUCGACAGUGACCUUGACAGCCGUCGCACCCACGGCACCUCCACUGGCUUGAACUCUAACACCCACACCGGUUCCACCGGCUACGGCUCAGCCGCACCCCUUACCGGAGCCAGCCACGGCACCCACAACACCAACGAGUCACCACGUUCCACCAACCACGGUCCCCAUGACAGCAACAUCGCCAACAAAGCCGACCCCCGCGUCGACAGCGACCGCAGCAAGCAGCACAACUUCAAUGACGAUGUUCGCAAGGGCAGUCUUGCCGGUCAAGCCGAGAUGAUUCACCUGUCUGGUGACAGCGGCCCCGAUACUACCACCAGAACCUUCGAGGAGGCCCACGAGACUGGUGCUGAGGGCGUCAACCACCCUGCUCACCAUUCUAGCCACGGAGCUGGCAGCAGCUACAACCAUGGUAGCACCCACAAGUCCACUGCUGGUCCCCACGAUAGCAAUGUUGCUAACAAGGCCGAUCCUCGUGUCGACUCGGACCUUGAUGGUUCCAACACCGUUGGCAACCAGCACCAGCGUGUUUAA
This is a messenger RNA of Penicillium soppii, 2427 nucleotides long. RefSeq lists its product as uncharacterized. The coding region runs from base 1 to 2427 and encodes 808 amino acids. Lineage: Eukaryota; Fungi; Ascomycota; Eurotiomycetes; Eurotiales; Aspergillaceae. The record is from RefSeq and is a predicted model, not a curated record. The transcript has a single exon.